This is a messenger RNA of Archocentrus centrarchus (flier cichlid), 1649 nucleotides long. RefSeq names its product tropomyosin 2 (beta) (gene tpm2). Lineage: Eukaryota; Metazoa; Chordata; Actinopteri; Cichliformes; Cichlidae. The transcript is spliced from 9 exons. The record is from RefSeq and is a predicted model, not a curated record. Bases 139 to 993 code for a protein of 284 amino acids.
UUCCAUCCUCCGGCUCUCAUACAAGCCACACGCGCCCUCCUGCCCGUCUCCGGCCCUGUCACGGACUCCUGCCCGUGUUUCUGUCCACAUAACUGGGCGCAGUUCUCCUUCUGCUUAGCUCACACAACCUGAAGAACCAUGGAGGCCAUCAAGAAGAAAAUGCAGAUGCUGAAGCUGGAUAAGGAGAACGCUAUAGACCGGGCAGAACAAUCCGAAAUAGACAAAAAAGGAGCGGAGGACAAAUGCAAACAGCUUGAAGAGGAGUUGCUGGCCCUCCAAAAGAAGCUGAAAGGAGUGGAAGAUGAGCUGGACAAAUACUCUGAGUCACUGAAGGAUGCCCAGGAGAAGCUGGAGCAAGCUGAAAAAAAAGCAGCAGAUGCCGAGGCAGAGGUGGCAUCUUUAAACAGACGUAUCCAGCUGGUUGAGGAGGAGUUGGAUAGAGCUCAGGAGAGACUGGCUACUGCUCUGCAGAAGCUGGAGGAAGCUGAGAAAGCUGCAGAUGAGAGUGAGAGAGGGAUGAAAGUCAUAGAGAACAGAGCAACAAAAGAUGAAGAGAAAAUGGAGAUCCAGGAGAUGCAGCUGAAGGAAGCCAAACACAUCGCUGAGGAGGCGGACCGCAAAUAUGAAGAGGUCGCACGCAAACUGGUGAUCCUGGAGGGUGAAUUGGAGCGCUCAGAGGAGCGUGCUGAAGUAGCCGAGGCGAGAAUGAGGGAGCUGGAGGAGGAGCUCAGACUAAUGGACCAAAAUUUGAAAUCCAUGGUGUGCUUCGAAGAAGAGUAUUCUCAAAAGGAGGACAAAUAUGAAGAAGAAAUAAAAGUUCUUACAGACAAACUGAAGGAGGCUGAGACCCGUGCAGAGUUUGCAGAGAGGUCUGUGGCCAAGUUGGAGAAGACCAUUGAUGAUUUAGAAGAGAAACUGGCCCAAGCCAAAGAAGAAAAUCUGGAUAUGCACCAGGUAUUGGACCAAACCCUUCUGGAACUCAACAAUCUAUAGUGAUCUUUACAGAGCCGGAUUAAUGACAUCUUGAAUGAAAGCAGGAGGGGGAAAUGGUUCAUCUUUCAUAUAACUCCCAAUAAAUAAAAAAUAAAGUAAAUGCUGGGUUGGUACACAAAUGGAUCUAAAGAACCUGAGCAGGAGAACUGCAGUGAAUGCUUUUUUUUUUUUGUGCACUACAGAUUCUUAAAUAUCUUUUAAAGGAUCAAAACUGUGAUCAUCAUUAAACUGAAAUUAAGUUAAACUAGAACAUUAAUCAUGGCAAGAGCCGUCUUAAAAGUGAAAAUUUAUUUAUCAUAAGAUAUACGUUACCUAAACCAAAAAAGAUGGUAAGAUACAAAAUUCUUUUAUUUAAAAAAAACUGUUGUUUAAUACUAGUUCUGAGUAACUUCCCGAUCAAAAUUAUUGAAUUACUAUAAAACUGCUCAACAUUGACAAGUAGAAAACUACUUUUAAAUACAGAAAGUUCUAAUUUCUUACCGCUAUUCAGCACAGCAGUCACAUGAAAACAAAAGUGAUCCAAUAAUCUUUUUUAAAUGGGCAGGAUGUUUUGUUUGUUUUUAAUUUCAAUAAGGUUUGAAACUUGUUUCUUGCCAGAGGUGACAUUUUCAGUUUGAACUCUUCACCAUGCCUUUAUGUUACUUUUGGAUGCUUUG